UAACGUUACUGGCGCUUGGGUCAGAGGCGAACUUUGGUUUGAGCAACUUUCGGUUUGCGAUUGGUGGGUUGGAGCGAGAGCUCAGUUUCAUUUCCUAAAGUCGACGCGGAGAUCACACACACACACAGCCCGCACUCGGUGAGCUCGGCAAUGGCUCUCCUCCUCCUCCUCACCCUCCUGGCCUCGGUCGCCCUGGGAAGUGCUGAAGUCCAAUGUGAAGGGAAGAACUGUAAGCCCAGACCAGCCACGCUCCUUCCUGCCACCUCUGUGAUACCCCCAACCCCAGCGUCAUUGGAGCCAGCCAGCACUCCACUCCCCACCACCCACACGCCAACACCGGCCAAUCACACCACGCCAACACCGGCCAAUCACACCACGCCAACACCGGCCAAUCACACCACGCCAACACCGGCCAAUCACACCACGCCGAUACCAUCUAAUCAUACCACUCUAACCAAUCACACCACACUGAUACCAACCAAUCACACCACACCGAUACCAACCAAUCACACCACACCGAUACCAACCCAUCACACCACACAUUUAAUCCCACCCACUGUGGUCCCUCCGGUGCUGAGAAAGGGGACGUACAAAGUGACAGACAAGAAGGUGGUUUGUGCCUUGGCAACAAUGAAGAUCGAGCUCCGUGUUCACUACAAGGGUUACAAGCAAGAGAAGUGGGGAACAUUCUUCAUCCAACCCAACAAGACCAGGGCAUCAGGAAAAUGUGGUGACGAUUCCGUGAACAUGACUCUGACGUUCCCGCAGGGGUUCCUGACCUUCAGAUUUCUGAAGAACACCAAAGACAAGACGUACCACCUCCAGCAGAUUCAGACCCAGCUCACCUAUCAGUUCCCGGGUGCGACUGCACCGACGAAGUUCGUGGCACAUAACUCGGCCUUGCUGGUGAUGCACACACGGCUGGGCCACUGCUACCAGUGCUCCAAUCAGACGCUGGAGGCCAGCAACUCCUUCUGGGUGGACCUGGUGGACCAGCAGCUGCAGGUCUUCGAAAUCCCAAAAACACAGACCUUUGGCCCAGCGGACAUCUGCCCCAGCGACCACAAGGUGCCGGUGGUGGCCAUCGUGGUGGUCGUGCUGCUGGUCGUCCUCAUCCUCAUCAUCGUCAUCGCCUACCUGAUCAGCAGGAAGCGGAGCCCGGCCGGCUACCAGAGCAUCUGAUUGGAGCCCCGUCACCCCCGACCUCCGACGAUGAGGAGAUGCUGCUGGGUUCAGGGGUUAGCAGGUUACUGGGGUUGGGGCCAAGGGGUAUUUGGGGAUGCGGGGGGGGGGGGGGGGUGAAAGGGUGAGGGGGUUCCUCUAACCGUCUGUUGAAGAUCUGGGAUGGUCCCGGGGACGGAUGGACCUUCCUUUUGUCUCGUUGUUGCUCAGAGACGGACCGUGUGGUUGGGAAUCAGGAUGGCCAGAUUUUCGAUGUGUGUGUUUGUGCUUGGUCCGCUUCAUGUUGUUGGGGCGCGGUGGCAGGGAACAUUUCCUCCCUCCCACCUCCCUCAUGCCCCCUCCCCUCCCCUCCCCUCCCCUCCCUACCCCCUCCUCCACCAUUCCAUUCUCCUCCCCUCCCCAUCCCCUCGUCCCCUCCCCACACUACUCCCUUCCCCCUUACCCUAUCCCUCCACCUCUUCCCUUCCCACCCUCCUCCCCUUCCCCUCUGCCACCCCUCCCCUCAGCCACCAUUCCCCGUCCUCUGCCCUUCCCCCUUCUCCUGGUCCAGCUCUCAGUGCUUGCUACUUACAGUAGUGUGCGUGUGCGUGUGUGGGGGUUCAUGUUUAAAGUACCUACAGUGGGAGGGGUGUUGGGGGGUGCUGUGUGGUGUCUCCUCCUCCCCCCAUCUCUCAGCUUGGGGGUGGAGGUUGGAAGGGGAAGCGAUAGGUGGGUGGGGGGUAGUGAGGGGGCAGGACAGUUGUCAGAGAGGUUGGGAGUCCCGGACCUGGGAAUAAAGCAGGAGGCUGCGGCUGCUCUGGGAGAGCUCUUCACCGAGCCGGCACUGGUUCGAUGGGCCGAGUGGCCUCGCAGAGACCUCCAUCUCUCUUCAGGGGCUCAGUCUGGAAGGCUCAUCGACUCGGAGAGGCAUCAGCCCUGGGAAAGAGGGCGAAGGUUUGUUCUGCUGGCUGCCACUGAGGGCCAGUCAAACCCAACUUCAUUCUGUGUUGAAAACUCUGUUUGUAAUAAAAACGGAAAGGGUCCGUG
Molecule: messenger RNA, 2208 nt
Organism: Pristis pectinata (smalltooth sawfish)
Lineage: Eukaryota; Metazoa; Chordata; Chondrichthyes; Rhinopristiformes; Pristidae
Product: macrosialin-like
Exons: 6
Coding region: 151-1182 (343 amino acids)
Cellular component (GO): membrane
Source: RefSeq, a predicted model, not a curated record